Prorocentrum cordatum is the source of this 372-nucleotide messenger RNA. Lineage: Eukaryota; Dinophyceae; Prorocentrales; Prorocentraceae. The record is from the annotation of a GenBank genome assembly.
GGGGGAUCCCUGGCCUCGGCGGCGUGCCUCGAGGCAUGGCCGCCCUGCCCGGCGGCCUGCCCGGACUGCCGCAGCUGCCAGGCCUGCCGCCCAUCCCCAGCAUGAUGGCCGGGAUGCCCGGCAUGCCCGGCAUGCCCCCGGCCGCAGGCAUGGGCGGCAAGGGCGGCCAGGCAGCCAUGGAGGCCUGGGUGUACCGGCAGGCCGCCGAGGCCUACGACAUGGCGAAGAAUGCGGGGGUGCGGCCGGAGGUGCAGGAGCUGGCCGACCACCACGGGCUGGACGAGCGCGCCACACGCGCGCUGGACGAGGAGAUGAAGAAGCGUUUGGACACGUUCGACAGCGACAUGCAGGCCCUGUGGGUCGGCCUGGAGG